UGACCUUUGAUGUCAGAGUCAGCCUGUGCCAAAACAACACCGUGUCAGUUUUACUGACUGCGUCUGUUAUUAAACGAGCGGUCCAGCAGAGUCCGUCAGAGCGUCGGUGCAGGUGACCGAGAGGAUGCAGGCAGAGUGACGGACACUCACAGCUCACCUGACUGCCGUCACGCGGGCAUAAAAGACUGCAGACACGUUGGGCUCAGAAAAGCCUUUGUGGCCCUCACGGUUCCUUCACCAGCGACCACGUGCUUGGCUACUCACAUUUUUUUGGAUAAGAACGUCAUCGAACUGGAGAGUAUGCUGUUUUGGCACAGCCAUCCUGAAACCUACCAACAGCACGCGCAAAAUAAUUAUAUAAGAGAUGCUCUUGCUCCGUUUCUCAAGCAUGAAGAGGAGCAGCAGUCCACUGAGAUCGGAGAGUCUCCUUUUCAUCAUGUGCUUUGUGCAGCCACAUCUCCAGCUGUGAAACUCCAGGACGAAACACUCACAUAUCUAAAUCAAGGUCAGUCCUAUGAAAUCCGUAUGCUUAACAGGAAACUAGUGGAGUAUACAGAUAUAAGCAGUAAAUGUAUAAAGAGUAUUGUGCGUGUAGUUUUCCAUGACCGGCGGCUGCAGUACACAGAGCAUCAGCAGCUGGAGGGAUGGAGGUGGAACCGACCAGGAGACAGAAUCUUGGAUAUAGAUAUCCCCUUGUCGGUGGGCAUAAUGGAGCCUCGAGCCCACCCACUGCAGCUCAACACCAUAGAGUUUCUCUGGGAUCCUGACAAAAAUGCCUCCGUGUUCAUUCAGGUAAACUGCAUUAGCACUGAGUUCACUCCUAGAAAACACGGUGGAGAGAAGGGUGUCCCCUUCCGCAUUCAGAUAGACACCUUCUCAGCCGGCGAGCACGGAGAAUACACUGAACACAUGCUCUCUGCCAGCUGCCAGGUCAAAGUCUUCAAGCCGAAAGGCGCAGAUCGCAAACUCAAGACUGACAGAGAGAAGAUUGAGAAAAAGAGUCCACAGGAUAGAGAAAAAUAUCAACCAUCCUAUAAAACGACAGUGCUGACUGAGUGCUCCCCUUGGCCUGAAGCCCCAUCAGUCAGCAGAACAAGCAACACUCCAUCUCCUGGCUAUCACAUUGCUCACACUUCUUACAGCUUCCCAGAGGAAAACUGCUCUCCAGACCAGCAGGGGGAGCUACAUUUGCCCAGCUGUUCUGAUCACCUGUUGCCAUCGUCCUCCAUGCAGGACACGCAGCACUGGCUCCAUGGUAAUAGGUUCUCCUCUUUCUGCAGGCUCUUCUCUGGCUUCUCAGGUUCUGAUCUGCUAAAAAUGAGUAGAGAAGAUUUCAUUCAGAUCUGUGGUCCUGCUGACGGCAUCCGUCUUUUCAAUGCAAUCAAGGGAAGGUGUAUACAACCUCGUCUCACUGUCUAUGUAUCCCAGCUACAGAACAGGAACCAACUGCACACCAAAGCAGCGGGUGAGGAUGUGUACCAUGCUCUCUACCUAGAGGACCUAACUGUCCUUGAGCUCACUGAGAAGAUAGCCAAUCUAUAUAAUGCUCCCUCACAGCAAAUCCGUCACGUAUACAGACAGGGGCCGACAGGGAUCCACGUCUUGGUUUCAGAUGAGAUGGUGCAGAACUUUACAGAGGAGUCUAGCUUCAUUAUCAGCACUAUGAAAGAUGAAUGUAAUGAUGGCUACCAUGUUGUACUGAAGUGACCUGAGACUACUGGAGUAUCGCAGGUGCCUUUGGCUGAUUUUCACAAUACUGGACUGUUUCUAAGUUAAAUAUCACCUGGUGGAAUGUGAGCUGAAUGAAUGUGGAUCAUUUUUGUAUGAUGUAGAUGACCGUUAUGUAUUUUAAAGAGAGAGUGUUGUGAAAGGUUUUCUGGAAACUAAUU
This is a messenger RNA of Sinocyclocheilus rhinocerous, 1889 nucleotides long. RefSeq names its product transcription factor CP2-like 1 (gene tfcp2l1). The record is from RefSeq and is a predicted model, not a curated record. Bases 301 to 1707 code for a protein of 468 amino acids. The transcript has 15 exons. Gene Ontology annotation, molecular function: RNA polymerase II cis-regulatory region sequence-specific DNA binding; DNA-binding transcription activator activity, RNA polymerase II-specific. Gene Ontology annotation, biological process: regulation of transcription by RNA polymerase II. Gene Ontology annotation, cellular component: nucleus. NCBI's taxonomy places the organism in Eukaryota, Metazoa, Chordata, Actinopteri, Cypriniformes, Cyprinidae.